CACUCGGUUAUCAGUAGUGGCGGUGCAGCGGGCUGAGGAGGGCGACCAGGCUGGGCGAGAGCAGAUCGACCAUCGGCACCACCUCGACGUGUGAUCCAGCAGCAGCGUCCCGCACAGCGUCAUGACUCCCUUCACAUCCUUCAGCACGAGGUGGGCGGCGGUUGCCUUCGUCUUGGCGGUCGCAAUACUGGCAGCACUGCCCUCAGUAUCCAGCAUACGCUGCUUCGAGUGCAACUCGGUGAAAGACCCCUACUGCCAAGACCUGAAAGCGAACGAGAGCGCCUCGCAGGCCUACCUCAAGGACUGCAAGGACACCAACAUGCCGCAGGGCGCAGAACCGUUCUGCAGGAAGAUCGUCCAGACCA
Molecule: messenger RNA, 365 nt
Organism: Frankliniella occidentalis (western flower thrips)
Lineage: Eukaryota; Metazoa; Arthropoda; Insecta; Thysanoptera; Thripidae
Exons: 3
Biological process (GO): positive regulation of voltage-gated potassium channel activity; regulation of synaptic transmission, cholinergic; sleep
Source: RefSeq, a predicted model, not a curated record